Messenger RNA from Gigantopelta aegis, 4488 nucleotides. Its product is annotated as F-box/WD repeat-containing protein 7-like. The transcript is spliced from 16 exons. The coding region runs from base 57 to 2240 and encodes 727 amino acids. Gene Ontology annotation, molecular function: protein binding. Lineage: Eukaryota; Metazoa; Mollusca; Gastropoda; Neomphalida; Peltospiridae. The record is from RefSeq and is a predicted model, not a curated record.
AGCGUUUAUCAAACUGUCAAAAGGCUGGUAGUGUUUGUCAUGUUUGUGUUAGUUUGAUGAACAGUGGGGAAAGCAUGGGCCCAGAGGUAACACCACUGCCUCAUCUCAAGUUAGCUCACCCCAAAAAGUUGGGAGAUAGUUUAGCCAGGGAGUCAUUUCCAUUAUCCUGGAGGGGGCGUGGGGGAGUCCACCCCACUCAGAGUGGUGUAGAAUUUGACAGACAAUUGGAUAAAAUUUCUCUAUGGUUGGAAAAAUGGGAUCAUAAUCAGCGAUGUCGAAUUCUAGAAGCAAUUCUGAGAGAGAGCAACUACAACCAGAUCCAGUUCCUGGUUACAGUGAUGCAGCCGUCCUUACACCGUGACUUCAUGUACACUGCACAGUCCUACUUCCCUACCAUCCAGUUCCAGCCUGUCAGCACGCACACAAGCAGGGAAGUGAAGACCCGCCUUGAGAAAAAGAGACAUCACCACAACUUCUACCGAGUGAAGAGUGCCUAUCUCCAGAUGGAUGACGAUGUUAGAAAUCAAAUCAUAGACAAAGUUGUUAAACUUCCAGACAUUAGCAGAAACAGCAAACAUACACAGCUGAGUUCGAGAUCUUUGACAAAAUCAAGAAAUGGAUUUAAACUAAAUUUGCAUCAGAUGUCAAAUCUUAGUGAAGCGAGAGAAAAGUGGAGAAGUGCCAACAGUGUGACCACAUGUUCAUCAGAAACAGAACUGAAACACUACAAUGCCAUCUCCAGGUUUAUUGAGAUGCCAGUUCGACGCCAUAUGCAAGAUGAGUCAAGUCAACAGAAUGUCUGGAGUAGCAACAACUCAGUGGAAAGUCUUCUGAAGAACAGCGAGAGAAGUGACUCCAUUGCCAAUUCAGAAAGCAACAGACGGCACAAAAUGAAGCUGUGUCUGGCUGGUAUUUCUGAAGAAAGUCUUUCUCAGAAACCAGCCCAGGAGAGGUUUCAGAUGGUGAUAGAAUGUGAAUCACUGCCUGAGGAAGCAAAACAACUACUGAACUGGUAUAUGAUUUCAUGGAAUGACACAAAAAGAAAUGAAUUUUUUCAUAAACUUUUAUUAAAACUGGACCCAAGGCAACAUUAUUUUAUUUCAAGCUUUUUAUCAAUUAAGCAGCAGAAAGAUUUCAUUGGAUUACUCCCAGAACACCUUGCUGUGAAAAUACUCAGUUAUCUCACACCCACAGAACUUGUGCAAGCUAGUUUGGUCAAUAAGACAUGGCACAAAAUAGCUUCCAACAAUGAACUGUGGAAAUCAAAAUGUGAAGAGGUCAAGGUCAAAGUACCAAUAUCCCAGAGUCCGACAUGGAAGAACAUUUUCCGAGACAACCUUAAGCUACAGCAUAACUGGAAAACUGGCGAAUGUCGAACAGUUGACCUCAAAGGUCACACGGACAAAGUUCUUACGGUGAUAUCUGACAAUCAGCAGCUGGCUUCAGGCAGUCAGGAUCAUUCAAUCAAAAUCUGGGACAUCAAGACUGGUACUCUACAGCAGACAUUGAAGGGGCACAACCGAGGAAUAUGGUGUCUCAAUUUCUUCACCAAAAAUCUCCUUAUCAGUGGGUCAUAUGACAACACCAUCAGAAUUUGGAACCUGCGGACAGGAAGUACGCUGAGAACAUUACUUGGCCAUGAGGGAGCAGUCUGGGCGAUGGUGCGCCGAGGAAGUAUUCUAGUCACCGCAUCACAGGACAAAACAGCGAAGAUCUGGAACAUCAGUCAGUGUCUACUGCUCUACACACUGACAGGCCACAACGCGGCUGUGUUUGCUGUCGACAUGGACGAGGAGGGAACUCUAGUCAUUACAGGAUCUGCAGACAGGAGUGUACGUAUUUGGGACGUCGAAAGUGGGAAGUGUAAGAAAGUUGUGUGGGCGAGUCAGUCAACAUCCAUCAUGGCGGUCAGCUACAGUAAUGGCUACUUUGCCUGCUCAUAUGGAGAGACAAUUUGUCUGUACAAAAUUGGGAAGGCAAAGCUCAUCAGAACAUUUGUGGAGCAUCGCAAACGCAUUGAGAGUAUUGAGCUGCAUAUAUCAGACCCAGACAACAUGACGGGUAUGAUCGUUAGUGCUGGAAAAGAUGGACUGGUCAAGUACUGGGAUAUUAACAGUGAUCAGAGUCUGCACACCUUCACUGGUCACAAUGAACAGGUGAACUGUAUAUACUUUGAUGAACUGCGGAUAGCAAGUGCGGGAUACGACAACAAAAUACGGAUCUGGGAUUUUAACAUCUGACCCACUUAGUCACCCAUGAAUGUUCUAGGUCUUUAGAGAAAGGAAAUCAUCAAACACUUUCUUUAGAAUGAUUGACUGAAACUGAAAAAAAAAAUUAUACCUUGGACCAGCAUACAUUUUAAGUGGGUUUUUUUGUGUCAAUAAUUCCAGUUUAACUUAAUAUAAAAAGUGAUUUUUGUUAUUUCCAAAACAGUUUUCUUUUUCUUUAUUUCUUAUGUCAAGCAAACUGUAAUUAUUGCAACAACAAAAAAAAACUCCUAAAAUUUGUUCUGGUAAUUAAGAGGUAUAGUUAAUUGACUUUCAAAUAUCUUGGUAAUCUGGUGGAGAAACAUCAGUUUGUGUUAGUCCUCUGUUUAUUGUCUUGUCUUUACACAGUAAAAAGGUGAGAUAUACAUGUGUAGGUAUUACUUUUGUGUUAAAGUUUUGCAUUUAUACAAGUUUCUCACAACCUAUAAGUUCUAGGUCAGUAAAACUUGGUUUAUAGUUGCACCUAUGGAUAUUGAUCGGUGCACAGAAAACUUUUGUUAGGCAAGACAUUUAAUUCUGUGGAAUUCUUGUAUUAAAUUUAUGUACAGCUUAAAUUUUAAGUUUCGACUCAAAGUGCAUGGAUUUUCUAUGGAGUCUUACGUUUGAGCAGCAGAAGUUAAAAAAAAUAGUUACAGUGGGUUUAUUUUGGGCAUAUUUGCAUAGUAUUUAUGCACACCAAAAGAUUUAAUAAUACGAACAUUCAUUAAAAUUUACUUCUAAAAUAUUAAAAUUAAAAUAUGCUGUCACCUAAAUGGUCAUUAUGUGUUUUAACACAUCAUGUUAUAUGUCAUAGCACACCAGUUGGUAAUUUCUGAUCUGAAUGGUUUGAUAAAAAGUCAUGAUUAUUCAUUUUUCCAUAUGAUGUUAAACAUGGAAAAAGACUACUGUAAUUGUCAUAAAAAACUAGGUAUAACAAGAAAAUUCACUUAUUUGAUAAAAAUUUGUCACAAAGACAUAUAUUGUACAUACUGUAAACAUCAUAGUGAACAAUAUCUAGUGCUAUUUGUUACUGCCUUUUAGUCUAUGAAAUUUAUCCACUGAAUCAAAUUAUCUUUUAUUACAAUUAAUAUAAAAGAACUACACUUGUAUAAAAUUAAAAUUAAAUCGAUUUAUUGUUGUUUGUAUUUCUAUACACAUUUAACAUAUACAUGUAUCUGUUAAGGUCAAAUACCAAGUGCUUUUUUAACAGAUUAGAAAACCAUUACCAAACCAGCAUUACAUUCUCAUGUGCAAAAUAAAUUGUUAUUUAUUUAAUUGUAUGGACAUGUGUAUUUAUUAUCAUAAGUGAGUUGAUCUUCAUAUUGUUUGGAGCUUUUUGUUGUGUAAGUUAUUUGUUGGCUGUGAAUGUUUAUUUUAAAACAUUUUAAGAAAAGUUCUGUGAUAAACAAAUGUGAUACUUUAAAAUUUUACAUCCAAUGUAUUUUUUUUUAUAGUUUUUUUCUUGCAGUCAUUGUGAGCCAAGAUUCUUCAUCAAUAUGCACACCGUAAUCCUAUUUGUUCUUUAAUUUUUCAAAACUGGCAUAUACAAAAUGAUUUUUGUUUUCUGUUAAUUUUUAACAGCAUAAUUGACAUGUAUCUCCGUGUUGAUCUAUUGUAAAUGUAUGGCCAGUUAAGUAACAUAUUUUCCAUUCCAUCCUAUCACUUUAUAAACGUUUUGUUGUUCUUGUGAAGAACCUGUUUAAUUAAACCAUGGUUGCAAAUGAAUUAGUGACAAUGGUGCAAAUAUAUUUUUUUAUGUAAUGCCAACUACCCUUUUUUUAUAGGGCCAUUAAUCAAUGUAGUCUACAAAAAGUGAAGUUUAUAAUAAAACCAUAAUUAAAAUAUCCUGUCAUGUGAUAUUUUAUUUUAUCGCAAUGUCUCUUCAUUGCGUAAUUAUUGUACAUCCAUGUUUAGAAUAUUUGAUAAAUAUACUGAAAUCCAUUGAAAACGCACCACUCAAUUUUUCAGUUGUUAUUGUUAUUGAAUGUGCAAGGUUGCUAUAAAUAAUAAAUCAUACAGUAACCCUAACCUCCUUGUAUACAAUUUGUUUUUUUUUUUGUUGCCUACCAGGAUGCAUCCAGUUAUACAUGUAAAUCAGUUGAAUUAUUAUUUCACCUCGUAUCCCUUUUACAAGUACAAGUUUGUCUAGUGUAUUUCCAAUGGAGUUCAGUAUGUAGUAUAGUCUUACUUGAUGUUCAUUAUUUACAUGCACAGCUAAAUCAAAUAAAUAUAUUUCACUAAU